AUGGAGAAGCUAGAAAAUUCCAGACUCGCGUACUUCGCGAACAAGAUCGCUGUUUCGUCUGAGCCAGGCUUGACCAAUGCCCAAUUGAUGUUGCACAAUUUUGAUCUGAAGCCUGUGGAACCUGAGCGCCGACAAUGGGGUGCAUGGAAUUUCGUUGGUUUCUGGAUUUCCGACUCGUUCAACAUCAAUACUUGGAUGAUAUCGUCGUCUAUGGUCGCCAAUGGUCUCUCAUGGUGGCAAUCAUGGCUCUGCGUAUGGAUCGGCUACGUGAUAUCGGCUACUUUCAUCUGUAUGACUGGACGCAUCGGUGCAACAUACCAUAUACCGUUUCCCGUCGUUAGCAGGGCGUCUUUCGGCAUCUGGGGUUCUCUUUGGCCGGUGUUCAACAGGGCAGCCAUGGCGUGUAUCUGGUAUGGUGUUCAGUCGUGGAUUGGAGGCGAAUGCGUUACCCUAAUGAUCCGCUCGAUCUGGACCUCUUACGAAAACGUUCCAAAUAGCAUGCCGAAAAGCUCAGGAACGGUCACCAGGGACUUUGUCAGCUUCUUCCUCUUUUGGGCCUGCAGCUUGCCAGCCAUUUGGUUCCCCGUGCACAAAAUCCGCCAUCUUUUCACCGCCAAAGCAUUUUUCGUACCCCCUGCCGGUGUUGCCUUCUUCAUCUGGUCGAUCGUCAAGGCUCAUGGAAUCGGACCCAUUGUACACCAGCCAUCGUCGAAGCAUGGAGGUGCUCUUGGAUGGGCUAUGAUUCAAGGGAUCAUGUCAUCAAUUGCCAAUUUCGCAACGCUGAUCGUCAAUGAUCCUGAUUUCGCCCGCUUCGCAAGGAAGCCGAGAGAUGCGCUGUGGUCUCAAUUCAUCACCAUUCCUGUGGGCUUUGCGGUGACGUCCUUCAUCGGUAUUAUUGUGUCGUCUUCCUCGGCGGUUAUCUAUGGAGACCCGGUCUGGAACCCAUUGGAUUUGCUUACUUACUUCUUGGUGAAUCCUAACACUGGGAAGACGGCGAACGGACCUGCUAGAUUUGGAGUGUUCAUCAUUUCGUUCGCCUUCGCUCUGGCUCAGCUGGGUACAAAUAUUGCUGCCAACUCCGUGUCUGCUGGAACAGAUAUGACAGCCCUUCUCCCACGGUAUCUCAAUAUCAGACGGGGUGGUUACAUUUGCGCUGCCGUUGGUUUAGCUAUGUGUCCAUGGAACCUUCUCUCCACCUCCAAUAACUUCACAACCUACCUAUCCGCCUACUCUGUCUUCCUCUCCUCGAUCGCCGGCGUCAUCAUCUGCGACUACUACGUCGUCCGCCGCGGCUACUACCAGAUCAAAGACCUCUACUCCGCCCGUAAAACGUCACCUUACUACUUCACUUUCGGCUUCCACUGGCGCGGAUACACAGCCUACAUCUGCGGUAUCCUCAUCAAUAUCGUGGGAUUCGUUGGAGCCAUUGGAAAGCCUGUGCCUCAGGGUGCCAAAUACAUCUACAACAUCAACUUUUUCGCCGGUUUCCUCGUCGCGAGUCUGACGUACUGGAUCUUGUGCAAAAUUAGUCCGAUCCCGGCCUGCAGUGAGAAGUGGAUGGAGGUUGGGGAUGAAAUUAGGAAUGUUAGUGUUGCUUAUGGGGCUGAGGGGUAUGAGGAUGAUAGUGUAAGUGCGGGUAGUGGACAAUACAAAGAUGAUGAGGAAGGGCAGACCGGUAUUCGAGAGAGGCAAGUCGGGAAGGAGGAUUUCUAA
This is a messenger RNA of Letharia columbiana, 1713 nucleotides long. RefSeq lists its product as uncharacterized. The record is from RefSeq and is a predicted model, not a curated record. Gene Ontology annotation, molecular function: nucleobase transmembrane transporter activity. The coding region runs from base 1 to 1713 and encodes 570 amino acids. NCBI's taxonomy places the organism in Eukaryota, Fungi, Ascomycota, Lecanoromycetes, Lecanorales, Parmeliaceae. Gene Ontology annotation, biological process: transmembrane transport; nucleobase transport. Gene Ontology annotation, cellular component: plasma membrane. The transcript is spliced from 6 exons.